This is a messenger RNA of Humulus lupulus (European hop), 2400 nucleotides long. Its product is annotated as pentatricopeptide repeat-containing protein At4g21065-like. The coding region runs from base 191 to 2086 and encodes 631 amino acids. Lineage: Eukaryota; Viridiplantae; Streptophyta; Magnoliopsida; Rosales; Cannabaceae. The record is from RefSeq and is a predicted model, not a curated record. The transcript has a single exon. Gene Ontology annotation, biological process: RNA modification. Gene Ontology annotation, molecular function: protein binding; zinc ion binding; RNA binding.
UAAAAACACAUUUCACUCGUAACAAUAUAACUCCAAAGAUAACAUUCAGAAAGGCCGAAGAGAACCACAGCACUUUCCGACAGUAGCCAUCACCAAUCGAUACUUUUUGAAUGAAUUGAGAGUAUUACACGAGUUUCCUCAUGCUUCUUCUUCAGUUACUCUCUUUUCUUCCUCUUCUUUGAAAACACAAAUGCCACUUUCCUCCUCAGCAAAGUCAAGGAUAACAUCUUUGUCUUCUGAAUCUCAGAUUACUGCUUCUUCUCUUAUAAAUCCCAUUCCCGCCAUCUCUGCUUCGCAUCAUCAAAACGAAAAUGCCAGACUUCAUGGUGGGCAGCAGUUCCAUCGGUCACCUGCCUCCUCCUACUACGCGUCUCUCCUCCAAUCUUGCGUCGCAAGAAAAGCAAUCAACCCCGGGAAACAACUUCACGCUCGACUAUUCCAAAUGGGUCUUGGGUUUAGUACUUAUUUAGCUACUAAGCUAGUCAACCUUUAUUCUGUUUGCGAAUCUGUACGCGACGCCCACAAACUGUUUGAUAAAAUUCCGAAAAGGAAUAACUUAUUUCUAUGGAAUGUUCUAAUUAGAGGUUACGCAUGGAACGGCCCGUAUGAGGUGGCUAUAUCAUUAUAUAAGCAAAUGUUUGAUUAUGGGCUCAUUCCGGACAGAUACACUUUCCCAUUUGUCCUUAAAGCGUGCUCUGCACUUUCUGCGAUUGAGGAAGGGAGGCAAAUCCAUGAACGUGUAAUACAUUCCAAUUGUGAAAAGGAUGUGUUUGUUGGCGCAGCCUUAAUUGAUAUGUACGCAAAGUGUGGUUGUCUGGGAAAUGCUCGGCAAGUGUUUGACAUGAUUGAAUCAAGAGAUGUUGUGCUGUGGAAUUCUAUGCUUGCAGCCUACUCACAAAAUGGGCAGCCAGAUAAAGCGCUUGCUCUAUGCAGUCAGAUGGCUUUGACUGGCUUAAAGCCAACCGAGGCAACUCUUGUGACUGUUGUAUCUGCUUCGGCUGAUAAUGCAGAUCUUCCUGCAGGAAAAAUGCUUCACGGGUUUGGUUGGAGGCACGGAUUCGAAUCAAACGACAAGGUGAAAACUUCGUUAGUAGAUAUGUACGCCAAGAGUGGUUUGGUGAAGGUUGCCAGGACUUUGUUUGAGCAACUUGGGGAGAAAAAGAGAGUUGUCUCUUGGAACGCAAUGAUUACUGGGUAUUCUAUGCAUGGUUAUGCUGCUGAAUCUCUGGAUUUGUUUGAGAAGAUGAGAAAAGAAGUUGUGCCUGAUCAUAUAACUUUUGUUGGAGUCCUUGGGGCUUGUAGCCAUGGGGGUUUGCUCGAUGAAGGAUGGAGGUUUUUCAAUUUAAUGGUAAGAGAAUACCAUAUUGAACCAACAGUUCAGCAUUACACAUGCAUGGUUGAUCUCCUUGGGCAUUGCGGGCAAUUUGACCAGGCUUAUAAUCUCAUAUUGGAAAUGAAAGUUGUGCCAGAUUCUGGUGUGUGGGGUGCUCUGUUGAAUUCGUGUAAAAUUCAUGGAAAGGUUGAGCUAGCUGAGCUGGCAGUUCAGAAACUGGUGGAACUUGAACCUAAUGAUGCUGGAAAUUAUGUGAUAUUAUCGAACAUGUAUGCUCAAGCAGGGAAUUGGGAAGGAGUUGCGAGUCUGAGAAAGUUAAUGAUUGAUAAUGGAAUUAAGAAAAGCACUGCUUGUAGCUGGAUUGAAGUGAAAAACAAAGUCCAUGCUUUCCUUUCUGGAGAUACUUCACACCCUAAUUCUGAUGCAGUAUACGAGGAGCUAAAGAGGUUAGGAGGAUUAAUGGCAGAAGCUGGAUAUGUUGCUAGCACUGGUUCAGUCUUCCAUGACGUGGAAGAUGACGAGAAGACUAGCAUGGUUUGUAGUCACAGCGAGAGGUUGGCGAUUGCAUUUGGCCUAAUUAGUACAGAGUCCGGAACUAGGCUUUUGAUAACCAAGAACCUCCGGGUUUGUGAAGAUUGCCAUGUUGCAAUCAAGCUCAUCUCAAAAAUUACAAAGAGAGAACUCAUAGUCAGAGAUGUCAAUCGUUACCAUCACUUUAAAGAUGGAGUGUGUUCUUGUGGUGAUUAUUGGUGAAUGUAAGAAGACAAGGUUCAAGGCUUGAAGUAAAGCUAAGUUAUGAUCUGUCUUUAAUGAUGGAAAUACUCAAAAAGCAUUCUUGCAUAUGCUCUUCUUUUGUAUGCCAUUCAUAUAAAAGCAGAAGCUUUCAUACGGAAUCUUGAGAGGAAGGAUAAUGUAUUUAUACAACAAAGAUUACGAGAAGAUAGUGAAAGUGACAUGCACAUAGAAGAAAGAAAUGAAGUUACUGCUGAUGGAAUUUUUUACAUCUUGAUGCUUUCUUUCCAAGUAUUUUCUUCAUAUCUUGGCUCAGGCGCUUGAUUAUUGAAUUU